Messenger RNA from Magnolia sinica, 667 nucleotides. RefSeq names its product germin-like protein 9-3. Gene Ontology annotation, molecular function: manganese ion binding. The coding region runs from base 1 to 633 and encodes 210 amino acids. The record is from RefSeq and is a predicted model, not a curated record. Gene Ontology annotation, cellular component: cell wall. NCBI's taxonomy places the organism in Eukaryota, Viridiplantae, Streptophyta, Magnoliopsida, Magnoliales, Magnoliaceae. The transcript has a single exon.
AUGGCCCAUCAGACACUGAAGUAUGGCCUUUGGCUUCUAGUAGUGACCUUAGCCAUUGCUCAAAUGGCUAAUGCCGGCGAUCCUAAUAUCCUCUCUGAUUUCAUCCUUCCCCCAAAUGUGACAGACGUUGACGGCACCUUCUUCACCUUCACCGGCUUUCAGGCCCUAGCUAACUCAAAGAACACAACAACGUUUAAGGUCACAAAAGCCAGCAUGGUCGAGUUCCCAGCGCUCAACGGUCAGAGCGUAUCGUAUGCAGCACUACAAUAUCCGGUGGGGUCCGCCAAUCCGCCUCACACCCACCCUCGUUCAGCAGAGCUCCUGUUGGUCAUGGUCGGGUCGCUCGAAGUGGGCUUCGUUGACACGACGAACAAGCUCUACACCCGGACCCUUUAUGCAGGAGACAUGUUUGUGUUCCCCAAGGGACUGGUGCACUACCAAUACAACACCAAUGCUCAGGAUUCCAUUCCAACACUUGCGUUCUCCGCCUUUGGAAGCGUGAAUGCCGGGACUGUAUCGCUUCCGGCGACCCUCUUUGCAACGGGCAUCGACGAUACAAUCCUUGCCACAUCAUUCAAGACGGAUGUCGAGACUGUUCAAAAGCUCAAGGCUGGACUUGCACCCAAACCCUAAAAUGAUUAUUGAGAUCAAUCGGUGUGUUGCUCUA